AUGAAAACCCGGCGAGGAGUAUUAUCAAUUGUUACUUGUUUGUCAAUUCUAUUCGCAGCCAUCAAUGCUCAAUAUCAGAUAAACAGUCAGAAUCAGAAUCAGAAUCCAUAUCAACAGUAUGGACAGAAUCAAAACUCACAGAACGGACAGCAUACACAGACCGGAUUUGGGUCUCAAUCCCAAAACUAUGGAAACGCGAAUGCCAACUCUUGGGGAUCGGGAUCUUCCUCGAAUACCCAUAAUCAACUUCAAACUGGAUACCAAAGCAGUCAGAAUCGAGGAUUGUUUAAUAAUCAAGCUCCAUUUGGAUCUUCUAGCAUUAACACUACUAACUCUAACAAGGGUGUGACAAUUCAAUUCCAACUUCGGGGAUAUUCCAACCCAUCAUCUGCCCUCCCAAAUAGUCAAACCUGUACCUGUCCAAAUGGACACACCUGUGCUUUCUUGAAAACUCCUCCAAGAUGUUAUUUCGCUUUCACCUUCAUCGUUUCAUCUCCUGAUGAAAGUGUACGUUACCAAAUCACUGACUUCUUCUAUCUUGAUACAAACGGUCAGCUUCCACAAUCUUCUCAAGGACAGUGGAGCCAAAAUUAUGUGAUGAAUUUGCCAUCGAAACCAGCUGCCAUCGAUGUAUUUGCUCAUCAUUUGGGAGCAGUUAUCACUCAACAAGGGCAAUUAGUUCAGGAUGAUACUCUGACUCAUGUCGACACUUUUGUUGUUCCACUUUCCGAAACACUUCCUGCAGUGGAAGGAGUUCAGAAUAUGAAUCAGCAGAGGACGUAUCAAGGAAAACUUCUGGGAACAAGUCUCUCAAUGUCGUUCUCAAUCUCCUGUUCCGGAAAUCUCAUCGGACCAAAUUGCGAUUUAACCUGUAAGGCAUCUCAUGUCAAUGCCAACACAGCUGCAUGCGUAUCAAACUCCACUGGAUUCUUCUCAGUUUGUAAUUAUAUUUCGAAUGGACAAGUCGACAACUGCAAGAACUGUCCAUGGGGAAUCAGAGACGGCACGUAUUGUCGGGAUGACAACGGAAGUGGACUCGUCGGAAGUGGAUGGCAAACCGCUACUAUAAUUCUUGCCAUUUUCGCAUUCAUUUGUCUUCUUCUUCUUUGUGCUUUGUUGGUGUUCACAUGUGUCAGAAACAGACGCGCUCCAGUGGAGAAGGAAAUGAUCACUUUCCAAAGAACAUCAAGCGAUCGUGAGCCACUCCACAGUAAGCCGACCAGAGAAGCAGCUGCUUUUAGACAAGACUCUAUAGAUGGUUCCAGAAGGGCAAUGCUCCCACCACAGGAUUCAAGACCCAUUAGAUCAGCAAUGAAAGGAUCAGCUAAACCAACGUACUCGCCAGUUGGACCGAGUCCCAAUGAAAGAGACGAUUCCAGUUUCGCAAGUGAUGUCCCAGUCCGACCGAGUCGCUCCGAAAUCGUCUGA
Caenorhabditis briggsae is the source of this 1428-nucleotide messenger RNA. It is a transcript of the gene Cbr-pqn-89, whose product is annotated as Protein CBR-PQN-89. The coding region runs from base 1 to 1428 and encodes 475 amino acids. The transcript is spliced from 9 exons. The record is from RefSeq and is a predicted model, not a curated record. NCBI's taxonomy places the organism in Eukaryota, Metazoa, Nematoda, Chromadorea, Rhabditida, Rhabditidae.